GAGAUAAUUAGGGGCCAAAGCGGAGCCAAUCAGGGACGCGUCCGUCAGUCCGCCCGCAGGUACCGAGCCGAAGAGCCGGAGCCGGAGCCGAUCGCGCUGACAGUUCGGUUACCGCCGCCGGCUUCACAGGCGCUGCGCUCCGGCUCCGCUCGGCUUCUCACCGGGGCUUUCCGGUACAGGCGCGCCGGGUUAGAUUGCCUCUGUUCUCUUUUUUCCUGCUCUAAGCAGAAAUGCACCCGUGAUUUUUAGGGGGGGAUUUGCAGCGUUCUCACGUUUUAAGCGCCUGCAGCGUUUAUCCUCAUGGCGUCUCAGCACCAGUCGCGGAUUCAGUUUUACCUGGAGAAAAACCGGAUCGGACCGCUGUUUGAGGAAAUGAUGACCAAGCUCAUAGCAGAGAUGCCAGAUCAUCCUAUUCCAUUUCUCAUCAGUCACCUGCAGACCAAACACAGCUGUUCAGGGAAGCUCUACAGAACGCUCUCUGGCUCGGCGGCUCUCUGGGCCGAGCCGGGCUCAGCAGAAUCCAAGGGCAUCAGACGAGACUUCAGGAGCAACGAGAAGCCAUGGCAGAUACACCCAAAGAAACCCAAGAAGUCCAAGAGCGACCUCGCUGUGUCGAACAUCUCGCCGCCCUCACCUGACUCCAAAUCCUUGCCUCGCUCCAUCGAGCACCCGAGCUGUGACUGGGGGGGCUGUCCAGAGAGCCGCGACUUUGACGAGCUCAACCACAUCUUGCAGGAGAGCCGCAAGCUGGGCAAAGCCCUGGAGAACCUGUCUCGUAGUAUUGCAGUUUCAGUUGAGGUGGAUCAGCAGGACUCCGGAACAUUCAGCGGCUGUCUGGUGCGGCCGCGGGUGGUGGGGCAGUGGGCGGGCCGUGAGGAUGAGGACGCCGACCCCCUGGCUGCAGAGAUGCUGCAGCCUCCGGUCCCUCGCACCAAGACGGAGGGCUGGCAGGGCGAGGACAGCGGCCCAGUGGGAAGCCUGAAGGUGGAGCCCAAGAGCAAAGGCCUGAAACAGCAGCAGCAACAUCACAAGAAGCUGCUGGCUGCCAUGUUGUCCCAGGACUCCUUCGAAUCGGCCCCAGACUCCCCUGCCUACAUUGCAGAGGACGACAUCGAAGACGAGGACGAAGCCAUGGAGUUACUUGAGGACUUGGACGACCUGCGCAUGGAGGGGGUCACCGGCCUGGCGCCAUCUGGUGGCAGGUUCAGUCAGGGCCGCGGCUCCUCCGGCUCAGAGCCCCAGGCAAAAGUGACCCUCAACAUCUGUUCCAGGUGUGCGAGGCUUCAGGGAGACAGCCUGAUCGCGAGGGACGGAGACGGGACCGGCGGCCUUCGCGUGCGCUUCGUCUCUCCAGCGUCCUGUCCAUCGCCUGGGGUCGGGAUCCUCACGGAGGCUGAGGCGGAACCCGAGAGCGCCCCCCAUGUGUCGGGCCCGCGUCUGCCAGUCUGGGACUCGGAUCUGAAGUCUGUCAAAGGCAGGAGCUCGCUGACUCAGAAAGGACUCCAAUUAAAGGACUCGCUCUUUGCAAAGGAACUGCAGAGUAUGGAGAAACAUCUCUCUGUGGCUGAGAAGGAUCUGGCUAAGCUGUCUGCAGGGCGGCUACUGAGAGCCCCCGGCGAGCCGCACGAAGCCAUCCUGCUCCCCCACAACGCCGGGCCCCGGUCCCCGCUGCUCGGGGCCACACCCUCACCUCUGACGGCCGGCGAUCCACAUUCAGGCGGGGGUGCCAGGGCCCAGACCCCUAGCUGCCUCCCUACACCCAGCAGCCUGGUGCCAUGGGCCAGCCUCAGCGGCAGGGAAGAGGCCCUGGUGGGCCAUGCUGGGAGGCCCCAGCUCACGCCGCCGGGCCCCAGCACCACAGACGCCCUGGGGAAGUCGGCAGCUCAGAGUGGGAGCCUGUCGGAGGAGGAGAUAUGCCACCAGCUGCAGGCCGUCCGACAGCCCUGGUUGGUUCCCAGUGAUGCGGAGAGUGACCAUGUGGAGUCACUGCCAAAGGACAGCCGCACCGCGAGUGUAGCUCCCAGUGCUCCCAGUAAAAGAUCUCUGUUGUCAGGCCUGUAACCCUGAGGACCUGAAGCAGGGAUGUGGCUCCAUCCUUAUGCAACUCACCGAAUGGCUUCAAGACUGUGUGAUGGGGAAAAUGGCAUUAAGGGGUGAUUAAUGUAUGGCACGUGACAUUGGUGGAG
Messenger RNA from Paramormyrops kingsleyae, 2186 nucleotides. RefSeq names its product chromosome 15 C8orf34 homolog (gene c15h8orf34). The record is from RefSeq and is a predicted model, not a curated record. Lineage: Eukaryota; Metazoa; Chordata; Actinopteri; Osteoglossiformes; Mormyridae.